Rotaria sp. Silwood2 is the source of this 705-nucleotide messenger RNA. Lineage: Eukaryota; Metazoa; Rotifera; Eurotatoria; Philodinida; Philodinidae. The record is from the annotation of a GenBank genome assembly.
AUGGCUAUUGAUGAUGAUUUGCCCUCAUUAAAGCAACCAUCAGUUGUUUUCACAUCGUCUUGUUCUUCAUCAGCAUCAUCAUCAUUAUCACCAUUUAUUAGACAAAGACGUCUAAUACAAGUAGCAACAGAUAAUAGUGCAACAUUUAUUCGAUUUCCUACUAAUGCUCAUCAAUCAUCUCUAUUUGUUCCAAUUAGUCGUCCUAUAAUAAGUCAUUCGUCAAGACGUCAAUCUUCACCUUCAGUUGAUACUCAAUCAUUAUCAAAUCAAUCAAAAUCUUCAAUACAUGCUGCAACAUCCAGCAUUACAAGUGGCGAUCAUAAACCUGAUCAUUCUCAACAACGAAUCAAUCCUAUUUUAAUCAAUCCUCUUUUAAAUCAUCGAAAAGAACAACCAAAAUGUCCUCCAAUAAAAAUUUCAAAUGAACAAUCAUCAAAACUAUUAUCAAAUAAUACUCAAAUAACAACUAAUCGUGCAAGUACAGUUCCUCCUAUUGUUCAUCAACAAGAAAUAAAUAUCAAUUUAUCUGAUAGAUUAAUCAUUUCAAUUAAUAAUAAAACUUCUCAACAACAAAUGAAACAUGUCGAUGAAAAUAAAUAUGAUUAUAUCAAUCGUUGGUUAAAUGAAGUCCGAACAGCAACGUUUUCUAAUGAAAUUUGUCGAUCAGAACCAAAACGUACAAAACGACGAGUGUUACCAUCAUAA